Molecule: messenger RNA, 963 nt
Organism: Suillus fuscotomentosus
Lineage: Eukaryota; Fungi; Basidiomycota; Agaricomycetes; Boletales; Suillaceae
Exons: 5
Coding region: 1-963 (320 amino acids)
Source: RefSeq, a predicted model, not a curated record
AUGCCAUCGAGCGGACCCUCAGAUAAAUCCCCCCCUCCUCAAACAGUGGAUAUACCACCAGCUGGAUCUGACCAGCUGCCUGGUGAUGCUAACGCCUAUGUAGAAACACUGAGAAAAUGCUGGGCGACAGGAUCGCGACUGGAACUCCUCACAUUGCAUAUCCCGAAGUAUGCGAGCAGCCUCGCUGAAAGUCGAACCUGUGCAAACAACUACCUGGACGUCAUUGUGAAUGACUAUUUCAUGCAUUUCCAUUGGAAACUCAAGGUCUCAGAGGAACCGCCAACUGAUGUGUCUCCCAUAUCUCACUGUUCCGAGGCGCUCACCCCAUUGGAAUCCCUUCAAAAGCAGCGCAAAAUUGCAUCCAUAAGCAAGACUAUACAUAACUGGUUUGAGAACCAUUCCAAAGCUGUGCGCAAGCUCGGCGUCAGCGCAAAACCCAAGAACGAUCCAUGGACACGUCUUCUUUCCCAGUUGUCCGGUGUCUCACCACACAAGCCCAGAAUGCUACAAGCUCACCAGCGGUGGUCCAAGGAUUUCUACAAAAGUAUGGUGAAAGAAAGAUUUGAGGCACAGUGGGAACUGUCAUCUUGCUCUCCAAAAGAGAAAACCUCAUUCCGUGACCUACUUGCUCAGACAGAAGGUAAAGAGGCAAUCAAGGAAUGGAAGGCCAUGUUGGACGCUCCUCCUCGUACUGACCCAGUUUCUCGUCAAGCUGCACUCAAUAGACUUGCCUCAUUUGCAGGACCCCUGCUAUCUGGAAUUUCACUUGCGCUGGGCAUGCAUGUCACCCUGAUGGUUGGCGGACCUGAACCGCGCAAGCAAGGCAAAAUUAGUGUAAUCAGCAUGCACAAGGGUGUCGAUCUUCGCCCACAGCCUCAAAAUUGGCAGACGGCUAACAAGGGAAAAUUCAAGACUGUCACCAAGCUUUUUCAGGAAUAUCUCAAUGGCUGCUACAGUAAGUGA